Molecule: messenger RNA, 918 nt
Organism: Linderina pennispora
Lineage: Eukaryota; Fungi; Kickxellomycota; Kickxellomycetes; Kickxellales; Kickxellaceae
Product: alpha/beta-hydrolase
Exons: 2
Coding region: 1-918 (305 amino acids)
Source: RefSeq, a predicted model, not a curated record
AUGAAUGUUGCCAGGCGUGUGUUUGACGGUGCGCGCAAGGGCCAGCGGAUCGUUGCAAAUGUUUACCAGUCCUCGACGCCCAAGCCCUCGGGCUACUCCAUGACCUUGCUCUUAUCCCACGCCAACGGGUUCCACAAGGAGCUCUGGGAGCCGGUCCUUGAGCAGCUCUUCUCCGCCCAAUCGUCGCGGCCCUGGAGCAUCAGCCAGGCAGUCGCGAUCGAUUCGUACAACCACGGAGACAGCGCCGUUCUGAACCGCGAGUCAGUUGCGAUUGAGGAGUUCUCGACCUGGUUCAACAAUGCCAGCGACAUCCUGGCAGUUGUGCGGCAGCUGGGCGUGCGCCAGAACGUAAUUGGCAUUGGCCACUCGUGGGGUGCAGCAUCGAUGCUUUUGGCGGAGGAAAUCUCACCGCUGACGUUCUCGGGCCUGGUUAUUGCCGACCCGGUUCUGUUUAACCAGGUCGAGCUAAACCGCAAUUCGGCGAUCGUGAAGAUGACCAUGGGGCGGCGGGCGGAGUGGAAAGACGAGGAGGCUGCGCGCAAGUACUUUGAGCCGCACCCGUUCUUCAAGAUCUGGGAUAAGCGCAUUCUCGACCUGCACAUCAAGCACGGCCUAGAGGAGGUCGGCGGGAAGCUUGUGCUGAAGUGCCGGCCGAUUAACGAGGCUGGGGUGUUCGCAGGCGCUAUGAUUGCAUCGCCAUAUGCAACCUGGAAUAUCUGGAAGGUGCAGUGCCCGACCGUGUUCUUGACUGGCGAGACAUCACAGCCAGUCAUCAAGCCAAUUAACGACUGCGAGCACUAUGUCAUGAAGGGCAGAGGCCAUUUGCUGCUGCAUGAGGAUCCCGAUCAGACUGCGCAGUAUUUUGCAAAGUUCUUUGACGGCUUCGCCACGAAGCUGAGCCCCAAGGCUAACCUCUAG